CAGCGCGCACCGAGAACGCUGAUGUGUAACGUGCAAUAUUAUUAUUUAUAUUGUGUUAAUAGUGUGGUUAAUAGGUAUAGAUAAGCACUUCUCUACUUAGGGCCUGCGCACCGCGACCUUGACUCGAAGCACGUUUGCGUAUCACCCGAGCCUUCUACAAUAUGCAUUCUUUAGUAGCCAGUAUUAGCGCUAGCCUCCCGCGCGUGAUCUGCGCUGAUCUCGACAGCUGCCACAAUAAUAAAAUGUUGCCGACGUAUAGUUAUCAAGGUGUUCUAAGAUAUUAUCGAGACUAUUAUUGCUUAGCUUGCCAAGUUAAAUUGGAAACUGAGUCUAAUGUUAUUAAACAUAUAUGUGAAGAGUCUCAUGAAGCAAAGUUUGCAGACACUAAUUAUGUGGUAGCCGAAGAAAAUAUAAGGAAGAUAAAUGAAUGGUACCAUUGUGAAAUGUGCAAUAGAGCAUUGAAAUCAUUCGCUAGUGUAAAAUUACAUAUAUCAGAGAAAAACCAUAUCACAACCAAGGUCAAAUUAGUAGCGAGAAGAGAUGCAUCAGGAACUAUGUGUGUUCAUGACGUCGAAAUUGACGAGAACUCAUGGAAUGGCUUGUCUGAGGGUUCAUGUCUUAUUUGCGACUGUGAUUAUACUGAUGAAAAUAACCACUUGAAGGAUGCCACGCACGUUGUUAAUUUAUUUCAACGAAAGAUGAAUGUCCAUUCCAAAUAUAAUAUUUAUCGAACAAUCAAUGAUACUACCGUACAUUGCAUAAUAUGUAAUCGACUAUACGAACAUGACCUUAUAUAUAAACAUUUUAACACAGAAUUCCACAAGAAUGAGGUCAAAAGACGUCAAAAACCAGAAGAAAUAGAAGUGGAGCCCACCACACAUGUGAACAAUUGCCCAAACCUUUAUGAAGAACUUCGGAAAACGAAUAAUGAUAUAAUAAAACAAAGAAUAAGCCGAAGAAGCUACAUACUUCGUGAUGUUUAUGGCGAUCUACAAUGUGUCUUAUGCGAAUUUGCAAUAAACGAAUAUCAUCUUAUUUGUCAUAUUAAUGGACAGCGUCAUAUUUUAAAACUGAAUAAUCACGAGGGCAACAGGAAUACUAAUGAAAAAAGUAUAUUUCAUUCUGAAUGUACUGUAGGACGUGAAACACCAAAUUUAGUUCAAUCAGAACAGGAAACCGGAGCGAACAGUCUUGAAAUAACAUUAGAUAUAGAAAACGACUCUGAAGCUAUGAAUGAACAUGAGCCUGAUGGUGCGAGUUUAUCAGAAAAUGAAUUAUUUAAAAAAAAUUUGAUUGGAAGUGGGUACAUGUAUCGUCAAGCCAAUAAAAAGCUAUUUUGUACCCUGUGUGGCUGGGCUAUAGAGAGUGGUGACUAUAUACAUCACAUUGGUGGUGAACACCAUCACGCUGUUCUGCAAAUGCACUUGAAAAAAAAUAAAAAAUAUGUGAGGAAUGCAGUAAAUUCGUUAGACUUUGAUCCGACUACAAUUGAGAAAGAUAGUUCUAUGCCUAACUAUUUUGAAAACGACAAAAUUCUUUGUGAUUCUGUAAUAGAUAGUGAAUUUGAAGACUACGCGAAGGCUCACGACCUUGAAAUAUUACCAAAUAAAACAGAAGUGAGGUGUAGGAAGUGCGAAAAAAGAGUUCCGGGCACAUUAGUAGAUUUGAUAAAUCAUAUAAAUGGAAAGUAUCAUAUUAAUUAUGAUUCACAUCAUAAUGAUCCAUAUGACACAAGCCAGUUGGUUAUGUUUCAUCGUAAAUUAAAUUGAAUUUCUUUAUUAUCAUCAUUAAUUUAGAUGUUUUAGAAUUAGAUUAUUAGAUUUGAGUCUGCUAUUGUUAUUCUAAUGCGUUAAUCCUUGGAGACUAUCACCCCAGUCAUGAUAUGCUAUGAGCUAUGUCCCAGUAGUGACAAAAUUGGAUUCAGAAAUUACUCAAAAGGUUCAAACUAUAAAGUUCAAGUAUGGAUAUUGUAAUGGAUGCAUAAGGUAUUGGAAGUUUUAAGCAACAUAUUUUGACAUAGCUCGGCAGAAAUUUCCAAAUAGAUCGGCUGAAUGCCUUGUAACACAUGCCAAAGUUGAGCGAAACGAAGAAGUAAAUAUUUUUUUCAUUCUCAAAGUUCCAUAUUGGAUUAUGAUUUUUUUCCUGUUCCAGCAAGCGCAUAAGCAAGAAUUUAAUGGAAUCUUCAAUAUCCCUCUCAUCUAAAUUCAGAUAAAACUGAAGGUCCACUGCAGAAAUUCAACCUGAGCAAUUUUGGAUUCAAUUUAAUAAGGUGUUGCAUUAUAUACCAUUAUAUUUAUAUAGUAGAUAAUUGUUGUCAGUAGAAAUAUAAGUAUAUCAAUGUGAAGUAGUAAACAUAACAUUAUUGUUGUUGUAAUGCAUUCCAUUAUAUAUAUAUUAAAUAUAGUAAUAUAUUAAGUAUAGUUAGUUGUACACGGCCACGAUUCACUGUGGGUUGUCUAUAUAAUAUAUUAAAAAAACAUAAUUGAAACAUUUUAAACGAUCAGUAGGGAUUUGCGAUUUUGAUCAGACGAACAUUAAUAUAUAACUGAUUAUACUAAAUAAGUACUACAACAUAUUAUAAAAACAAAGUAAAUAUAAGUUAGUGUGGCACAUAAAUGUAAUUCUAGCUCUUCUUAAUCCUUGGGUAAUGACUAUGAAUAAAUAAGAUAUAAAAUCGAAAAAGAUCCAUUUAUCGGUAAUUGAUAAAACGGCGGUUAUUUGUAUUCAACUUAACAAAAUAUAUAAUCUAUAAUGAUACGAAAAAUCUAUAGCAUUUAAUCAGAAUACUCUAUAGUAUGUAAAUACCUUAUUCAUUAAAUAAUCUCACCAUGAUAAGAGACGCUAAGUUAUUUAAGUCAGUAGUGAAUAAAUAUUAAUGCAUUAAUGACGCUAUUAGACGACAUCUCUCUCAUAGAAUAAGUUUGGACAUUACCAAUUAUUAUUGGUAUUAUUUGGACAUUACCAAUUAUAUCAUAAAUAAUAGAAUUAAAUGUUCAGUUUCAGAAUGCUUAAAAUACAAUUUAUAUGUAGCAGAACCUAUCUUUUCUUCCUCAACUUUACUUCAACCAGAAUAACACAUAAUGUAUUCUGUGUAGCGAUAUAUCCGAUAUAAGUAAUUCAGGACUACGGUCCUUUAUAUGUAACAUUAUAAUAUUGUAGUCAUUUUAAUCUUAAUAUAUAAUCUCAUAUUUUUAAAUGUAAUUUUUUCCUCUCUAAGUGUUAGAUGUGUACAAAAAAAAAUAAAAAUACAUAAAAAAUA
Leptidea sinapis is the source of this 3259-nucleotide messenger RNA. RefSeq lists its product as uncharacterized. The record is from RefSeq and is a predicted model, not a curated record. The coding region runs from base 162 to 1769 and encodes 535 amino acids. The transcript is spliced from 6 exons. NCBI's taxonomy places the organism in Eukaryota, Metazoa, Arthropoda, Insecta, Lepidoptera, Pieridae.